CCGACCAUCAAUACAACCACGAAGAAGAAGAAGAAGAAGAAGAAGCGGCGUUGUGUUGAAAACAGACACAAAGUGGUUAAAUAACUGUAACUACAGAAACAUGUCGAUUGUCUUUGUGCCAAAGAAACUACGAGGGAAGGCGAAAAUUAACCAAGAAACAAUACAGAGGUUACUGGAUGAAAACGACCAGUUGGUUAGAUGCAUCGCUGAAUACAUGCAGAAAGGACGAGCAGUGGAGUGUGUACAAUACCAACAGAUCCUGCACCGCAACAUCGUCUAUCUAGCAACCAUAGCUGAUGCCAACCCAGACAACAUGCCCCCCUCUUCAACUGCUACAGCCAAUGAAACCCCAGCCUCGACACCAACUGUGAAUGGGCAUUGAGGGACAUGAUGAUGGCAGCUUGUGUCACCCCUUGGACAUUAAUGUUUCACUGUAAAAUAUAUUUAUAAUAACCAUUGUUUUGAGCAGUGUUGUCCAUUCCAGGAUCACUGAUGUUUCAAUCCAGAUAUAAUGAAUAUUUGUUGUGUAAAAAGUAUUUUGUUAGACUCAUCUGAAUUGUGCAUUAAAAAAAGUUAUAUUUUUGA
This is a messenger RNA of Dicentrarchus labrax (European seabass), 585 nucleotides long. RefSeq names its product ss18, like 2 (gene ss18l2). Gene Ontology annotation, biological process: positive regulation of transcription by RNA polymerase II. The record is from RefSeq and is a predicted model, not a curated record. The coding region runs from base 101 to 382 and encodes 93 amino acids. Gene Ontology annotation, cellular component: nucleus. NCBI's taxonomy places the organism in Eukaryota, Metazoa, Chordata, Actinopteri, Moronidae. The transcript has 4 exons. Gene Ontology annotation, molecular function: transcription coactivator activity.